AUGGAGUCCGCCAUAGAGUUGCCACGGCAUAUCAUCCGCAAACAAGUGGAGUCCAAUAGAGAAAUAAAGCAAAUAUUGGAGAAGGCGGUGAGUGUUAAUAGGAAGGAUUGGGCUGCGAAGUUAGAUGAUGCCUUGUGGGCAUAUAGAACUGUAUACAAAACACAAAUUAGGGCGUCGUCGUAUAAGCUUGUCUAUGGGAAGGCAUGUCACUUGCUUGUUAAACUUGAACACAAGGCGUACUGGGCCAUUAAAAAGUUGAAUAUGGACCUUGAAGUCGCGGGCGAGAAGAGACUCUUGCAGUUGAAUGAGUUAGAUGAGUUCAGGCUGCACUCUUAUGAAAAUGCUAAGCUUUACAAAGAGAAAAUGAAAAGACGGCAUGGCAAGCGUAUUAAGCCACGUCACUUCGAACCAGGCCAACAGGAAUUAUUGUUCAAUUAUAGGCUCAAGUUGUUUCUUGGGAAGUUAAAAUCGAGAUGGUCAGGUCCAUUUGAGGUAGUGAGAGUCACUCCUUAUGGUGCAAUUGAGUUGCGCGCUUUACAUGGAGAAAGGAAAUUUUUAGUGAAUGGACACAGAGUCAAGCACUACUGGGGAGGAAUCAUUGAUCGUGAGAAGACCAAAGUAAUACUCGCUGAUGAGUAA
Messenger RNA from Nicotiana attenuata, 639 nucleotides. RefSeq lists its product as uncharacterized. The coding region runs from base 1 to 639 and encodes 212 amino acids. The transcript has a single exon. NCBI's taxonomy places the organism in Eukaryota, Viridiplantae, Streptophyta, Magnoliopsida, Solanales, Solanaceae. The record is from RefSeq and is a predicted model, not a curated record. Gene Ontology annotation, molecular function: nucleic acid binding.